AUGCGAAUGCUUAUCAAGGAGGUUCUUAGGUUACAUCCCCCCAACCCUAUGCUUGUCCCCCGUGAGUCGAGGGAGGACUGUGAAAUCAUGGGUUAUCACAUUCUCAAAGGCACAAAGAUACAUGUUAAUGCAUUUGCAAUUUCUCGGGAUCCAAGAUAUUGGUACAACCCAGAAGCGUUUAACCCAGAGAGGUUUGAGAAUAGCAAUGUUGAUUUUAAAGGAACAAAUUUUGAGUUCACCCCCUUCGGGGCAGGUCGUCGACAGUGUCCUGCGAUUCUGUUUGGCACGUCUUCCGUGGAGAUUGCAUUGGCGAAUCUUCUCUACCACUUUGAAUGGGUGCUUCCUGAUGGAGAGAAUUCACAUUUGUUGGACAUGUCCGAGACUUUUGGGAUGGGAGUAAGGAAAAAGGUAGAGCUGCAUUUGAGAGCUACUCCGUAUGUAUACUCUGGUUAUAUAUAG
Triticum turgidum subsp. durum (durum wheat) is the source of this 459-nucleotide messenger RNA. NCBI's taxonomy places the organism in Eukaryota, Viridiplantae, Streptophyta, Magnoliopsida, Poales, Poaceae. The record is from the annotation of a GenBank genome assembly.